AUGUUUCCCAUCGCAAGAGCUCAAUCUGGCUUUCCCGUCCACCCUAGGCUGAAAAUGCCACCGUUGUCGACCGCCAUCACCCCUUUGUUGAGAUCACUCUCGACCGUACAAACCCCAAUGCCAAACUCUCGAGAUGAAGAGCGGCCACUUCCCACAAGUGGGUUCCAAAUUAUCGAUGCCGAUCACCUGGUUGAAGAGGAAGAGCUGCCUGAUUACAAGGAAGACCGAUUCUAUCCAGUUCGACUGGGUGAGAUUUUCCAAGACCGCUAUCAAGUAAUUGCCAAGUUCGGUUUUGGUAGUUCAUCCACCUCCUGGCUAGCUCGGGAUCUGAGGCAAGGGGGCACGAGUUGUCCAUAUGAGAAUGCUCGGCUGACUUUUAUAGGGAUCAUCAUUUACGAUCACAUCUCGCGCCGAAUGGGCGAUACGUCCCAUCGAGGACGAGGCAAUAUCCGAAGAUUGCUAGACUCUUUUCAGAUCACUGGCCCAGAUGGCAAGCAUAUCGUCCUUGUCUUCGAAGCUGCCCAGAUGAGCCUACGUGACAUGAAGCUGGUGUUCCGGCGGGAUGGGUUUGAUGAAGACCUUGUAAAGGGAGCAAUUAUCGAGCUUCUCGAGGCGUUGGACUUUCUCCAUACCUAUGGAGAGAUUGUCCAUACUGAUGUACACCCAGGCAACAUGCUCCUUGGCACCAACAAUAACAAUUUAUUUCAAAAACUUAAACAAAAGGAAUUUUCAUCUCCUGUGCCUCGCAAGCCAGUCUCACCUUCUCGGACCAUCUAUCUCUCACGCCUAAUACUGCCCAAGGAAGGUCCAAUGUUGCUCUCUGACUUUGGGGAGGCCAGAAUCGGUUCAGGGCCACAUGGUGGCGAUAUCAUGCCCUUGGAGUACCGGGCUCCUGAAACAUUGCUUUAUAUGGGGUGGAGCUACCCCGUUGAUAUCUGGAGCGUUGGUCUGACGGCCUGGGACCUCCUGGAGCCAAAGAGACUCUUCACAGCGCGCGACGAAGAUGGCGAGCUUUAUGACGCUGCCCACCUCGCCCAGUUGAUUGCUGCUUUAGGGCCACCACCUCCAGAAUUCCUGGCUAAGAACCCGGAAAGGAGAGCAGACUUUUGGGAUGAGCAAGGGAAAUGGUUGGGCCUUGCGUCUAUUCCGAAGGGUCGGACAAUGGAAGCCCUUGAAACCAGAUUGGAAGACAAGUCUGGCUUCCUCCGAUUCAUCCGCAGAGCUCUGACCUGGAUGCCUGAGGAGAGACCAACAGCCAAAGAACUCUUGGAAGACCCUUGGCUGACAGACGAGAAAGCUUAA
Molecule: messenger RNA, 1302 nt
Organism: Aspergillus nomiae NRRL 13137
Lineage: Eukaryota; Fungi; Ascomycota; Eurotiomycetes; Eurotiales; Aspergillaceae
Product: putative protein kinase
Exons: 5
Coding region: 1-1302 (433 amino acids)
Biological process (GO): regulation of mRNA processing; spliceosomal complex assembly; protein phosphorylation
Molecular function (GO): protein kinase activity; ATP binding
Source: RefSeq, a predicted model, not a curated record